Messenger RNA from Glycine soja, 1313 nucleotides. RefSeq names its product lon protease 2-like. Bases 145 to 963 code for a protein of 272 amino acids. The record is from RefSeq and is a predicted model, not a curated record. NCBI's taxonomy places the organism in Eukaryota, Viridiplantae, Streptophyta, Magnoliopsida, Fabales, Fabaceae. The transcript is spliced from 3 exons.
AAUUCUCAAACCAACAAUAAUGACAGGUGAAAGCCAGAGCCAAAUGCCUAAGCCAGUCACAUUCCCGACUCCAAACAUUACCCUGCACCUUCCAAACACACUAGCUACUAAUGCGUUUCCUGUCUCACUUAUUCUACAAAAACAAUGGCAUCAUUUCCAAUCCCACAGCUCCUACCAUCUCACACCAACCACUCCUUAACUUGUUUCAGUAGUAACACUAACACUCUGCCGUUGUCAUCCUCACUGUUGCGCCGUCGCCGGAGUCUCGACUCUCUCCGAUGCUCGGCGUCGUCGGAGAAGCAGCCCCACGACGACGCGCUGGAGCUCCCUCUCUUCCCUCUCCCUUUGGUCCUCUUCCCCGGUGCGAUCCUCCCCCUCCAGAUCUUCGAGUUCCGCUACCGCAUCAUGAUGCACACGCUCCUCCAUACCGACCUCCGCUUCGGCGUCAUCUACAACGACGCCGUCUCGGGCACCGCCGAGGUCGGCUGCGUGGGCGAGGUCGUCAAACACGAGCGCCUCGUCGACGACAGGUUCUUCUUAGUGUGCAAGGGGCAGGAGCGGUUCCGCGUGAACGACGUGGUGCGGACGAAGCCGUACCUUGUGGGGCGCGUGACGUGGCUGGAAGACAGGCCGUCCGAGAUUAAUGUCGGAGGCGAUGACGUGGAGGGGCUGGCGCGUGAGGUGGAAGGGUACAUGAAGGACGUGAUAAGGUUGUCGAAUAGGUUGGGAGGGAAGAAGGGGGAGAAUAAGGAGAUUGGGAACUUGCGACGGAAUCUUUUUCCGACGCCGUUUUCGUUCUUUGUCGGAAGCACGUUCGAGGGUGCUCCGAGGGAGCAACAAGCGCUUCUGGAGUUGGAGGACACUGCCACCAGGUUGAAGAGGGAAAAGGACACGUUGAAGAACACGCUUAAUUACCUCACUGCUGCUUCUGCUGUUAAAGAUGCCUUUCCUUCUUCCUCUUAAGUCAAAACUGGCUAUAAAUGAAAACGAUGUCAACAACAUCAUUCUGUCAUACCUUAUACAUAAUUGCUACAAAGAGUCGUCAGAGUCAUUCAUUUCUUGCACUGGGAUGAAGCAGCCUGCAGAUCAUUUGGAGAACAUGGAAAAAAGAAAAAGUAGGUUUAUUGUUGUAUUUCAGUGUAAAAGGUGGAUUGAAGACCUUUGGUUGCUUGUGAAUGUCAUUUUUAUUUGCUUGUGUACUUCAAACCCUGCUUAGUUGUCACUGUUGAGAGAUUUGUAUCAUAUAAACAUGAACAUUGGAUUACUGGACCUCAAUUUGAAAGUUGAUGAAUCAAUUUUUGCUCUUAAUGCCA